Molecule: messenger RNA, 1272 nt
Organism: Acanthosepion pharaonis
Lineage: Eukaryota; Metazoa; Mollusca; Cephalopoda; Sepiida; Sepiidae
Source: the annotation of a GenBank genome assembly
AUGAUCUAUUUUUAUUUUGAUCGUCAUUCAUUUUGCCUUAUUUUCUUUUCCCUUAUUUUUCUGUAUUUCUUCAAUUUGAUUAGGUUGUUCCUUUUUUCUUCAUUUUAUCCUUUAUUUAUUCAUUUUUCUUCAUUUCAGUUUUGUUCAUCAUUCUUAUUUUUUUCACGACCGUCUUUUUUUCAUUAUUUGUUUUCAUCAUUUUUUUUUUACAUUUUCUCCGUCACUCUUUCUACUUUGAUUCACUACUUUCUUCAUUUUUCGUUAAUUCAUGAUCUCUUUCAUUUUUGGAAUUUUUUAAUUUUCAGUAAAAAAUUCUUCUUUCUUUUCAUUUUUUUCUUUUUUCUAUUUUCACAGUUUUUUUUAUUCUUCUUUUUUCUUUUUUCCUUCAUUUUUUUUAUUUUCCUUUUCUUUUUUUAUUUUCAUUUAAUUUUUUUUAUUUUCUUCAUUUUUUUUCUUUUUUUUAUUUCUUUUAUUAUUUUUUUUCAUUUUUUUUAUUUUUCAUCUUUUUUCAUUCUUUUAUUUUUCAUCUUUUUUCAUUCUUUUAUUUUUCCUCUUUUUUCAUUCUUUUAUUUUUCCGCUUUUUCCUUCUUUUAUUUUUCCUCUUUUUUAUUCUUUUAUUUUUCAUCUUUUUUCAUUCUUUUAUUUUUCAUCUUUUUUCAUUCUUUUAUUUUUCAUCUUUUUUCAUUUUUUUUUUGGUCUUUUUUCAUUUUUUUCUUUUUUUCCCUUUUUCCUUUUUUUUAUUUUUUUAUUUUUCAUCUUUUUUUCAUUUUUUUAUUUUUCAUCUUUUUUUCAUUCUUUUAUUUUUUAAUUUUUUCAUUCUUUUAUUUUUUUUUUCAUUCUUUUAUUUUUAUUUUUCCUUCUUUUUUUUUUUCUUUUUUUUUUUUUUUUUUUCAUCUUUUUUCAUUCUUUUAUUUUUCAUCUUUUUUCAUUCUUUUAUUUUUCAUCUUUUUUCAUUCUUUUAUUUUUCCUCUUUUUCAUUCUUCACGUGUCUUUUUUUUUUUUUUUUUAUUUUUUUUUUGUUUUUCCUUUCUUUCGUAUUUCUUUCUUUCUUUCUUUCUUUCUUUCUUUUUCGCUCUCUCUCUUUCUUUCUUUCUUUAUUUUGUUUGUGUUGUUUGUUUAUUUCUUUCGUUCUUUCUUACUUUUCUUUCUUUUGUUUGUGUUUUCGUUCUUUCGUAUUUUUCUUUCUUUCUUUCUUUCUUUCUUUCUUUCUUUCGUUUUUCGUUUAUUUCUUUCGUUCUUUCUUUCUUACUUUUGUAUUUCUUCAUUUUUUAA